This is a messenger RNA of Pseudoliparis swirei, 2729 nucleotides long. Its product is annotated as cyclin-T2-like. NCBI's taxonomy places the organism in Eukaryota, Metazoa, Chordata, Actinopteri, Perciformes, Liparidae. Gene Ontology annotation, cellular component: nucleus; cyclin/CDK positive transcription elongation factor complex. Gene Ontology annotation, molecular function: cyclin-dependent protein serine/threonine kinase activator activity. The record is from RefSeq and is a predicted model, not a curated record. The coding region runs from base 98 to 1888 and encodes 596 amino acids. Gene Ontology annotation, biological process: regulation of transcription by RNA polymerase II; positive regulation of DNA-templated transcription, elongation. The transcript is spliced from 9 exons.
UGUAAUCAGCCGAGGCUGUUUACUCCGUUCUUCCGGUGCCCCCGUCGCCCCGCUCCCUCCCGAUGCUAGCACCGUCGGGCUUGGCUGUGGGAGCGAAAUGGCGGUGCACCGGGGACCCUCUUCGAAAUGGCUCUUCACCCGGGAGCAGCUCGAGAACACGCCGUCUCGACGCGGCGGGAUCGAGGCCGACCGGGAGCUCUCCUACCGGCAGCAGGCGGCCAACUUGAUCCAAGACAUCGGCCAGAGGCUCAACGUAUCUCAACUGAUUAUCAACACUGCUAUAGUGUACAUGCACAGGUUUUAUAUGAUCCACUCCUUCGGCAAAUUCCAUAGAAACGUCAUUUCUCAGACUACGUUGUUCCUGGCAGCUAAAGUUGAGGAGCAGCCCAGAAAGCUGGAGCAUGUCAUUAAAAUAGCCCACGCCUGCAUCAACCAACAAGAGCCAGCCCUAGACACCAAGAGCAACGCAUUCCAGCAGCAGACGCAAGAGCUCGUGGCCCUGGAAACGAUCGUGCUGCAGACGCUGGGUUUUGAAAUAACAAUCGAUCAUCCACACACGGAUGUUGUGAGGUGUUCCCAGCUAGUGCGAGCAAGCAAGGAUUUGGCACAGACUUCCUAUUUCAUGGCUACCAACAGUUUGCACCUCACCACCUUCUGCCUGCAGUACAGGCCCACGGUGGUCGCGUGCGUCUGCAUCCACCUGGCCUGCAAGUGGUCCAACUGGGAGAUCCCCGUGUCCACGGACAGUAAACACUGGUGGGAGUACGUGGACCGCACCGUCACGCUGCAGCUGCUGGACGAGCUUACGCACGAGUUCCUCCAGAUCCUGGAGAAGACGCCCAGCAAACUGAAGAGGAUACGAAACUGGAGGGCUAUUCAAGCUGCUAAGAAGCCAAAGACGGAGGAGGGCGGAACCGCGGACAGUGCCUUCCAGGGGGGGCCCUUAGACGGCCUCCCCGGCGUGGCCAACUCCUUCUUCCCCUCCACCUCGUCGGACUCCUCGGACAUGCCCUCCCUCGGUGGCAUCGCGUCCUACCAGCCGCUGAGCGACCAGUCCAAGAGCUGCGGCUACGACCACUUCUCCGACCUCUCGGACUUCGCGCUGGCGAAACACGAACCCAAAGCGGCGGGCGGCGCUUCCGGCAGCAAAAGCCAGCAGCUCGCCGCGAACACGGCCGCCGCCUUCUCGCGGCCGCAGAAGGUCUUGACUCUGGAAAAGUACCGGGAGAAGCACGCGGCGGCGGGCGACCCGGCCUCGCAGAACGGCGCGAAGGACGAGGCGGACGCGUACGCGCCGGCGCCCGUCGUCUCCUCGCACCACCACAAGAAGCGCUCCCAGGCGGCGCACGGCGGCGGCGACGGCCGCAGGGACAAAAGCGGCUCCAAAAAGGCGCGGCUGCCGGCGUCCUUCGUCGAGAACGGCGUCGCCGCGGGCGACGAGCUCAAGAUGAGAAUCAAAGUGUCGUCGGAGCGCCACGGCGACUCGGAGCCGGGCGGGACGCUGCCCGGCAAAGACAAGCACAAAGAGCACCGCCACUCCAAGCACGGCCACUCGCACCCGUACUCCCUCGGCAGGGCGGCGGCGGACGGCGCCUCCUUCUCGGUCAAGGCGCCCGACGGGUCCGGCUCGUCUCGCAAGAGGCCCCACUCGGACGCCGGCAACCACAAUCACAACCACCACCACCACCACCACUCGUCCAAGAGCAGCCGCAGCAAAGGAGGCCUCGGCUCCGCCCACUACUCGACCGAGGGCGGCCAGCGGGGGGCGGAGCACCACGGCCACGACGGGAGCAACGGCGCGCCGCCCCCCAACGGCCAGCACACCGACUACAAGGACACCUUCGACAUGCUGGACUCUUUACUAAGUGCCCAAGGAAUGAACUUGUAACCCCCGGAGAGUCCGCGGCGUUCUCUAGAAUAACGUAUUACAUGUUUAAAAGGAAAUUUAUUUGUCUUAAGUUAUGGCAACUGUGCAACGCCCUCAGUCGUGUCCACACACUGAUUAUUGACGAGUAUCGUGAAGCCGUCCGUUGCGCCGCGUGCUGCUAGCGCAACGACGUCAAGGAAAGUACGUUUUAAAGACGCGUCUGGAAUAAUUAGAUUUUAAACCUUCUUUUAGCCGACAGGAUUUUAAUGUGCAUGUUUGAAGUCGCACAAAAGGAAAGGCGAAGCGUCCGCAGCCGCCGUGACCGUUUACAGACCGCCGUGUGUUUUAUUCUUUUUGUAUGUCGAGACAUUUUGUUCCACUGAAUCUCAGGUCUUGAACUAUUUUGAUAUCAGAAUGAAUCCUCCUCCGUUUGGGUUUCAUCGCCCGUAUCCGUGUCCGUUUGCUGGCGGAGGCGGAGCUCCGGCGUCCGCCUUAGGAAACGCGGUCUGCUUAACUUUCAAUAUUUAAAAAAAAUAAUACAAAUGUGAGGCGGAACCCAUUUGCUGUUUAAGGCCGCGCCUAAACUCACCGCGCAGACUCUUCCUGGAGCGACACGUGACGUUUACGUUCCAUCGGCUACAGGUGCGACACGGCCUGCGAUCGUCUCCGGUCUGAUCCGUGUUGUCAACUAUCAGAACAGACGGGUCUCUAAAGUAAGGUUGUGUAUAUAGGACCCUGUGAGAUCUGACCCUGUUGGUCUGCUGCAUCGGUCCAGACGUUCUCAUUCAGUGUAUCCCGAGGUCUGUAUUGAUGGACACGUCCUCCAUGUGUGUACUGGAGCCCAAAUAAAGGUGUAAAGGUC